Periconia digitata is the source of this 556-nucleotide messenger RNA. NCBI's taxonomy places the organism in Eukaryota, Fungi, Ascomycota, Dothideomycetes, Pleosporales, Periconiaceae. The record is from the annotation of a GenBank genome assembly.
AACGCCCAUGUAUGGUGUACCAAAGCAAGGAAGAGACGGGCGCAAGUGAAACCCGGGAAAUACAAGAGACAGCAAAGCGGGAUUUGGAAUGCAUCAUUCAUUCAUCGGCCGGCCAUGGUACCGGUGGCCAACGUGAAGCGCGCGUGCGUGCGUGCGUGCGUGCGUGUUGCUGCAGCGCUGAUCGCCCGCUACUGCUCUCUGCACAUGUCCAUCCAUCCCCGUCCAUUCUGUCUAUAUCCUGCGUCCUGAAACUCGCUCUCUCUCGCCCCUGUUUGGUCUUGUCCCGUCUCGUUUAUCGCACCACUUCUUUCUCCUCUUCUUUCGUUCCUCGCUUGUCUUCGUCCAUGUGUUUAAUAAUCCUUUCCCGCGGGCUUCCGUCCACAUCUCAGCCUCAUCUCAUGUCAUCAUCAUCAGCAUUUCAAUUCAAAAGUCCAGUUCCAGUUCCAAUUCAAUUCCAAUAAAAAACGCCUAUGCUAUGAUGCCCGAUCCAACAACAUAAAAACUCCCCCACUCCAUUCCAUUAUCCUCUGCUUCCCCUACAUCCGCCAGCGUCCAU